Molecule: messenger RNA, 3414 nt
Organism: Drosophila yakuba
Lineage: Eukaryota; Metazoa; Arthropoda; Insecta; Diptera; Drosophilidae
Exons: 3
Coding region: 124-504 (126 amino acids)
Source: RefSeq, a predicted model, not a curated record
UUUAUUUCUUUAUUUGUUUCAUACUUAUUCAAUUCUUGGGGGAAGAAAAAGCUAUAAGAAUGGGUCACAAUCAUGUUUCAAAAUCAUUUGUAGUCGACACAGCAGCACCACAAUACAGAAGCAAUGAAGAUUCUCGGAGUUAUAAUCCUCUUCGUCAUAUGCGCAUGUGCGUUUGGAUUGCCACAGCUGACGAGUAUCAUUUGGGCAAAUAAGUAUCCUCCUGGUUAUGGCCCAGUAGUAACCGGCAUAAAGGCAGCCAUCGCCCUAACUCCAUGCACCCCGGAGCGAACUCCCAGUACCUUUAGCUUCCGCUCAAAUGACGAAUGCAACCAGAGGUGUCCCGGAUAUUGUGCCAGCUGCAAUUCGACGUGUAUCUUCAGCCACCGAUGCGUCUGCGGAGCUAGUAUCUACUGUACAUGGAAUCCCGACACAUCCAAACUUCAGCCAGGAGCUCCGAUCCCACAAGUAUGCGAGCCCAUUGAGAAUUUCAUAGGACGCAAUUAACGUGUACUAAUAAUUAAAUACAAAACGAUUGAGUAAUAAAAUCCAUGUGGGCAUUCUGUAUCAACUUUGUAAUCACAAAAGCUUGAGCUACGUCAAGUGUCUCGACUAUUAGAUACCUGUUACUUAGCUAAUGCGCUUGUUUCCGAGAUUUCGCACGGACUUCACCUGGUGAUAAUUACAAUAACAUACUAAUACUAAAUGUGACUUACACUUUAACAAAUUCUUACUAGCGCCAUUGAGAUUUCGCUGCUAUGAAUAUGGUUGAUUUGUUUUCCGAACUAGCGAUGUACAUAUGUAUGUAUAUCUGUAUUUGUUUAUUUUUAACUUACACACAGCUCUAUGAGAAUGGGCCACACUCAUCUUGUUCAGAUCAGUGGUAAAAAUUAUUUUACAAAAGAGAAAAAAUAGACGUAUAGUAAUAUAUGGUAAUCAUUAUGUCAUGCAUGUCACAGAAACUAACACAUAAACUGAUAAGCAAAUUCACAAAAAUGCAGUCUUCUAUGAACAUGUUAGAAUAUGUAUUAAAUUUACGAAGAAUGCAUUUAAAUCCACUUUCUUACGAAAUGAACUUUACGGUCACGCGAUUUAUGUGAAAACAUUUAAAUAACAAAAUUAGUAUGCAUGGAAUUUUGCCUAUACUUUCUAUGCAAUCCGGAUGUCUAUAAUCUAAAAACUUUCCGGCAUUUCAAGCUGAAUUAAACUUGUAGAUAAAUGUGAUGGAUUUUAAUGAAAUUAGAAGGCACUAAAUCUGCUAACAAAAUAUUUGUAAAACAAAAGUUGUACCGCAAAUCCAUUUGACAAUAUAAUGAACAUCUUUAUUAUAUACAGUCCUAAGGUUUUGUUUAUUAUAUAAAUUUUAAGUUAAUAGAUUACCACGUAUCUCACGUAUUCUUAGAAAAUCCCUUAAGUCCUUCGAGCUUUCAAAUUUUAGGAAGUCUUAAAACUAAUGGAUAAUUCAGGUACUUUGUGCACUUUCGGUUGGAAAUUUUGAACUAUUCUUUCGAUAUUAUUUGUUUUCGGCAAACGUUUGUAAUAAUUGCAUUAGCAUUGCGGCCUCUAGGGCUUCUCUGGGCGACGAUCUGGGUCUCGAUUAUGGGACGAUGGCUGGUUGUUGCUUCUAUGGCCUCUUACAAUAGCCGCUGUCACACGCACAAGAGUCUUAAGUCUAAUCUUGUGCAGUGGCCAGCAGCUGCAAUAAGUACCUUUCGGUUCGCGACAUGGUCGGUGAAUCACUACCAUUACUGUUCGACUGUCACACUCAUCAUUGGCGGGGAUUACAGUUCAACGGACAUUGCCGAACCGAGUGCUGAAUAAGUGAUGAUGAUGUGCCCACGACAUAUGGUCGAAAUUCCAGGCUAAAAUGCGGUGGGUCCUGGCACGUUUUUGAAUAAUAUAUACCAAUGUGUGUAUAUAUAUUUUAUGGGUCUCGUUGGGUUAUUGAUUUUCAAUUGCUAAAUGCAUUUCCCCUUUUCGUUGUGCGAUUUAAUAUCCUCGUCACUGAAUCACGUAAAAAAAAAAGUAGUGUGAUGAUCAAGUUAUACUAUUAUCCUGCGGAGCACUUAAAAAAAAAUGUAUUGUUUCGCAGACGAGCUGGAUCCUUUGGCUGGUCGUUGGUUGUCGCUUAAUUAACGCUAUUUAACUGAGACAUUGUUCGGUGCGGCGUUCACCUUUUAUAGUGGCAGGUGGUCAGAACAUCCCUCUUGCUUCAGCUUGUUUAAGUACCUUCCCUGUACGUGUUGGCCGAAGACUUAGAUGUGUGUGUGGUAUUAUUAGGGGCGCAUUAGUGUGUGUCCCAGUCGCAAAAGGCUGCCUACUUUUCAGAGCUGCGUUGGGGAGGCUAAAGCGGCGAAACAACAACAAACAGAAGAGGAAUGAAUCCCAAAAAAUCGAAAGCCAGACAUUGAGGCAGGUUUCCUUUACUCUAUAUGCCAAGAUACAUAUACAUAUGCAUACACAUACAUAUACUGUAUACUUGAGGUUCUUGACCAGAAGCCAAAGUGCCGCUGAGCGAAAUAUGAUCCGAAUGGAGAUAUGCAACUGCAACUGCAACUUGCAACUGCCACAAUCAGUGAUGGUGGUGGGCUAAGGCCAAAACCCCUGCUUCAUCCCCAAUUCUCCCAACCGGGGGCGUCACAAAAAUUAAAUAACAUUUUUCCCGGCGGCUGAGUGGUGGCACUUGUAUGGCAUCUCCGGGUUUGGACUGCUCUUUGGUCUGGGGUUCUGGGUUUGGGUUUGGAAUGCUUCGCUGCUCAGCGCCCGUACAAAAGUGUGCCUGUGUUUAGUGGGGAAUCUCAACAAGGUAACGGUAAAGGUAAUGGUGGUAAUGGUGGCUUAGAGCGUAUCAAGUGACAGAUUGUCUGCGGCAAGGAGGCCGGCGAUCAGUCGAUUCGCUAGUCGUCUUGGGAAACCAUAAUUUCCGACAGCUUUUCACAACUGUCAGUUCCCGAUGUUGUUCUAAAGUAAAAAUAAUAAUUGAUAUGUCCGAAAUAUAUUACACACAUUUGGUUUGGGGGCCACAACAUCCGUUUAAUUGGUACAUGCUCCUUUGUAUUUAGCCGCCUAAAAUUACCCUUUUCUGGAAUUUGUUAAACUUUCUAUCUGGAAACACACACUGAUUAAAUGUAUUGAUUUCAAAUUGCAAAUACAAGUUUCUUUACACAAAAUAUUCAUUUUGUGAAAAUUUACCUAACUAUCAAAAUAUUAAAUUCUAUUUAAUAUAUUCAAAGCUCAAAGAAACGGAACUUAACUUAGCUACGAAUUAAAGUGUAUUAAAUGCAGCUGUUUAAUCUAACAGCAAUCAAAAUGAUAGAACUUUUAAUACAAAUUUAAUAUAAUAAUUUAAUAAUAAGAACUUAAAACAUAGUUUCACUGUCAUAUACUUAUGGUUAAUUAAAGCAUAAAAUAUAAAUA